Molecule: messenger RNA, 2232 nt
Organism: Elaeis guineensis (African oil palm)
Lineage: Eukaryota; Viridiplantae; Streptophyta; Magnoliopsida; Arecales; Arecaceae
Product: protein FLOURY ENDOSPERM 6, chloroplastic
Source: RefSeq, a predicted model, not a curated record
CACCCGAACCCCUUCGCGCGCGCCCCACUCCUCCGCGCCCUUUUCUUAUCCUUACCUCUGGUAUCUUCCAUCCCUCUCGCUCGACCGCCGAUCCCACCGAACCUCACGUGCACACGGGGCACGUCAAGGCGAGCGCCCCACCAAUCAUUCGCGAUCACCACAAACCGGAUUCCCGUCCUCCGCCUUCUGAAAGCCGUCCUUCCCAGUCGUUAUUGUUCUCUUCUUCGCUCUAGUUUGCUUUUCCCCCGCUUUUUAAUCCUAUUCGCUGUCGCUUCCCAUCUCGCAAGAGAAAGGCAGGCAGAAGGAAAGGAAGGAAGACAGACACCCUUAAAAGAACGCCAGCUCGCGUUGGAGAAAUGCGCCAAGAUGGCUUCUAUCACGGCCUCGCGUCCCUCCGCCUUUCUUCCCUCUCGCCUCUCUCGUCCUAGCCUCCCUCCCCUCCCUCUCCUCGCCCUCCGGCAAGCCCCCCAAGAAUCCCCUUCUCUCUCACUCGUCCAAUCAAAGAACGCCGGCCUAGGGCUUGCCAAUCGAUGGCGGCGAACGCGGUUGAGGGGGCCGAGGAAGAGGAAGGCGAAGGGGGAGGACGCGUCCGGGCCGGAGGGGAAGUGGGUUCUCGAGGAGGAGGUAUACAAUUUCAUGGAGACGUCCGAGAAUCCGGGCUUCUUUCCGACCAGGGAGCAGCUGAUCGCGGCCGGGAGGAAGGAUCUGGCGGACGCUAUCGCCGCCGAGGGCGGAUGGCUUGCCUACGGGUGGAAUCUGGAGGAUGAGAGCGGUGAUGGGGACAAUCUUGAUUCGUUGAAGAGUCUUGAUUCUUCGAAUAAGGAGUCCCUCCAAGAAGAUGAAAGAAUGUCUCAGCAGCGGUUUUCUUCCGAGGUGAAUGAUGGUAGGCUUCCGGGUUCGAAGGAUUCUUCCACGGCUUCUUCUUCUGGGAGAUCGAUGGAAACGGAGGGUGGGGAGGAUGGUGGGAUUGAGGGAAUAUUGAGCAGGCUGGAGGUAGAGAGGAGCUUGGCGUUUGGCAUGGGCUCCAGCAAGAAAGGAGUGAAUGGUCGAGGUUCGUUUGGUCCAGGAGAUACGAUAUCCUUUAGUCGUAAAAGGAAAGUUGGUGGGAGUGAGAUGACCAGCAUAUCUGGUGGUGUUCAUUCACAAAAUGGAACAUCAGCGGAUGUUGAUGGCAUGAGAAGUUCAAAGCCUGAUACAUGGAGGUGUUGGAGCCUUCAGAGGGCAGGCAAUCCUGCAAUCAAAUUUGAAGCUGCUGAAAUUGUUCCCACUGGUGACAUAAAUAUAUUAGAUCAUGAUCAUUCAAAUGAAGUUUCUACGGAUAGCAAGAUGCAACUAACAGAUAGUGCAGCCAGAACUAGUACCGGAAGAAAUGAAUCACACACUGACCAAAGUCAGAUACGUGUUCGCCUUCAGCACUUGGAGUCAGAUCUCACUUCUGCACUUCACUUACUUAGGUCAAGGGCUAAGGAGAAGGAACAACAAAGCUCAGUGGAGGAGCUACAUCAACUUUCUGAUGCUUGGGAAUUUCAAGAGACUGAGAUUAUGAAAGCCCGAGAUAAACUACGGUCAAUCCGUGCCAAACUGGCAGUGCUUGAAGGCAAGAUGGCGCUUGAGUUGAUAGAAGCACGGAACAUAAUGGAAGAGAAACAAAAAAGGCUUGAUGCUGCUGAGAAUGCUCUGAACCUUCUUCGUACAACCUGCAUAGUUUGGCCAAACUCUGCCAAAGAGGUUCUGUUGGCUGGAUCCUUUGAUGGAUGGACAAGUCAGAGGAGGAUGGAACAAUCAAGUUCAGGCUUCUUUUCUUUGCACCUCAAAUUGUAUCCUGGCCGGUAUGAGGUCAAGUUCAUUGUUGAUGGUGUUUGGAAAAUUGACCCACUGCGCCCCAUUGUGCACAAUUACGGUCAUGAGAACAACCUCCUUAUCAUCCCUUGACUGCUGUAUACAUGCCAGGAAUGAAAUUUGGUGGCCUGUUGUGCAGAGACAAACUAGUCAAUCCAAUUUUUUCAAUUCAUUUUUAAUAAUCCAUAAUCAAGAAUUUAAGAUGUGGGAAUGUUAACUCCUUUUUGGUGAAGUAAAUUUUUCUUCACGUUCUUAAAUGGAGAAUAUCUUCAUUGUAGGCCUUCACGCCCUACUCAUUGUCUACUUCUUGUACUAAAAAUCUUGGAGGCCUUUGGACUUGCUUGUGUACUACUGAAUGAACUAAAUCCCCAUCCAUCUACUAGUCUUCUUAAA